AUGCUUUCACAAGUAGCUAGAAGAUGCCACAAUGAAAUAUACAGAUCAGUAACAUUACAAGUCGGAUACACCAACUCAGUGUUUUUUACUGCUAUUACUAGUCAAUUGGUAGGUGUUCGCAAGUAUGCAGCUCCUAACCAACCAGAAGAUUUAGAAAAUGCUGAGCCGCUUUCACAUUUCACCAUCAAGCCAGCUCUCAAAAAACUGCCAGAUGUGAGAGGUGUUCUACCCAAAGAUAUUGAACUUCCAAAUGAUCCGGGGGCAAAUAAGACAUUUCGAGUGAUGAUGCGAGCCAUCGAUCUAGAACACAGAGUUCGUCACGAUCACGACGGACGAACCCAGCUUAUAAGCAAAUCCUCACCCAAUGCUAUUGUUCCUGGAUCAAUUGUUUUGAUUGAAUAUGUUGCUUCUCGGACCAUGGCUAAAAAACAGUAUUUUGCUGGUGUACUGAUGGCUAUUCGUCGCAAAGGAAUCAUGUCAAGCGUAGUAGUACGUAACUAUGUCAUUGGAACGGGUGUGACUCUUCAGUUUCCUGUUUACUCUCCAAUGGUACAGAAGAUCAAGGUGCUUCAGCAGGCUGCUCCUGAAUUUUUAGAAGAGCGAUCAGAUGAUAUUAGCUGGAUCUUAAAAAAGCCGUGUCCUGGAGUAGACUAUACAAAGAUUGAUGAAAUGGUGGCUCGAUAUCGAUCUGCUGAAGAUCGUCUUAUAAAACGUCAGCAACAGCAUAUGUAA
This is a messenger RNA of Batrachochytrium dendrobatidis JAM81, 732 nucleotides long. RefSeq lists its product as uncharacterized. Gene Ontology annotation, molecular function: structural constituent of ribosome. The record is from RefSeq and is a predicted model, not a curated record. The transcript has 2 exons. Gene Ontology annotation, biological process: translation. Gene Ontology annotation, cellular component: mitochondrial large ribosomal subunit; ribosome. Bases 1 to 732 code for a protein of 243 amino acids. NCBI's taxonomy places the organism in Eukaryota, Fungi, Chytridiomycota, Chytridiomycetes, Rhizophydiales.